CCUCCACCCUCCCUGACCCAACCCACUCCAACCCCAACCAUGUCCACCCACCCUGAACCAACCAACUUCAACCCCAUCCACCCCAUCCACCUCCAUCUCCUCUCCCACUCCCAUUAACCAGCCUCAACCGCACUGCAACAACUCUGUCAUCAUAUCCCAAUUGGGCAGAUCGAUGCUCAUGAUGUAAAUCACCGGAUUGUCUGGUCCAGACUCGAUUAUUUACAGACCGCCAUUAUUUUUCAGCAGAACCUGGAUAUAACAAAAACACAGACAGAGCAAACAAACAAAUACAAUGAAAUGUUACAAAAAUUACAAAUUGCUCUAUUAUAACAAACAAACUCUUUACAGCAAAUUAACAUACACAGCUAACUGAUAUUUGAUCCCCGACAAGCCCACAUACAAAUAAUUAGAGUUAGUGUCCUUGACAAUUGUCUAAACCCAAUCAAAACAGCUCAGUCAAUGAGAAUCAGCACAAUCAGUGGUGAUACCUGAUUAAACCUUAUUAAAUUUGUUUUUGUUAACCUUACCUUCGACUAAUCUUCUCCGUACCAUUAACAUUAAACAUAUAAAUGCUGCAAUUAUUGUGUUUUGUGUAAUCGAAGAUGGCGGAUGUGUCCGAGAGAAAAUGUGUAUAACGAACAACAUAUAAAACAAAUUGAUUUCUCUUGUCCCCUGUACUUUUGUGUUUAUGUUCUACUGUAGCUGGAAUUUUGCUGAGUGUGAAGUUAAACAACAAACAAUAUAUAAUACUAAAUUUGAGUUUCAUAACAGUAUGAAUUAUCUGGUCUCUGUCCAGACAUGAUGGGUAUUGUUCACAGUAUUGAUUGGCACUAUUACACAACAAAUCAGGGAUUACAAGUUUAUUUGAUGUGAAUGAUAUAUUGUACAUGACAAAACAGCCAUCAAUGAUGGCAGACCUAUUCCCAGUGGUGUACAAGAGUUAGCAGGCUGUACCUGAACAGAUCAAUACAUAGCAGGGGAGCCACCCGAUUGGUCAGAACCCAGUCGUGAUGUCGCUAUAGAGGAUAAUUGGGAGGAUUGUGGAGACACGUGAUAUCCUGCUGUAUGGCUUCUCUUAACGAGCUUACCACACGGGAUUAUGGCCAUGGGGAGCGCUGGUAACUGUGAGAUACAGAAACUUCAUGUAAAGCUGAAGCAAAUUCAGAAUUGCCAGAACUUAAUGUGGAAGGAAAGCCUGAAGUGAUACAGGUCUUAGACAUUUACCAUUUCUGUGAAACCCAUGAGCAUGGGUAUGGUGCUGACAAACCAUUGGCAAUUGACAAUUGGGGCUAACCAGGAUUCAAAACCACAAUCAUUUUUUUCUGGCGUGCCCCGGGGACGCAACUCUGCGCAGUGAAUUGCGGCACCUCAGACGACUGGGCCACACGUGCCCCUUGCCAGAACUGAAACAUUAAUUAACAUUUGUACCCCUGUCAAGAUGUUGUGGAAGGCUAUUCAUGGGUCUGAUUCAAAUUAUACGCAAGGUAUGGUGGACACUCUGAAGACCUUCAGAAAUGUUUCUGUAGUUGAAGAUGCUGGAAAUCAUCUGUCGGAGAGGAACAGUACUUCUUCAAUGGAGGAGUUCACGAUGACAAAGGUGCUGUUCAUUCUGUAUCUGACCCUCCUGGCUCUCGGCAUCAUUACUGGGAACACAGUGGUCAUCGUGGCUGUCAUGAAGUUUCACUUCCUGCAACAAUUCCGGUAUAUCCUGUUAGUGUCUUUGUCCGUUGCCGACCUGCUUCAAGGAACAGUGACAGUUCCACUGUACAUUACAUGGUCGGUAGUGCCAAGCCUGUUUCGGAACGAAACAUUGUGUCAUGUGACUUUACUGAGUUGUCUGAUGGUUGUCACAGCUUCCAUCUUGAACUUGACUGUCGUCACAAUCAAUCACUAUUUGGCGAUCUGCUAUCCCUUGUGGCACCAUCGGAUUAUUUCCCUGAAACCACACCUACUACCUUUGGUUAUAGCUUUGGUGUGGAUGAUCAGUAUUCUCACAACAGGGUUGUCCCAUUUUGCGAUGAACACAGAGUUUGAGGAGUGUAUUUAUUACAAAGUUUUCGACAAGACAUUUCUGCUUGUGUCGGUGAUAGCGGGAGCUUUAGUCCCAUUUGCUUGCUUGGCUUAUUCCCAUCUGAGAAUUUUCCUGAUAUCGAGAGAUUUGGACAUGAAGUAUCGAGAACAGACCUUGAGAGUCCAGAGUCAGACCUUCUUGUCACCCCGUAACCAAUGUCGACGAGGUUCCAGUCAUCUGCUUCAGACAACCAAAACUAUCAUCAUUGUAGUCACCUGCUUUCUGUUUGCUUGGCUUCCGUUCUCAGCUCUGAUUCUUGUCUUUACCUUUUGCGAGUCCUGUGAACCAGGCCAUGCAAUGGAUGUGGUGCUUCACCUGGCUUUUACAAACUCAGUAUUGAACCCUAUAAUCUACGCCCUGUGUCAUAGCAGUUUUAAGACUGCUUAUCUAAAACUGUUUAGGUGCAGAUUGACUCCACCAUCAAAUAGAUGAAGACGAUGGAAUGUAGGAUGUUCUUGCUGUGAAUGUACUUCCAGUAAUUUUCUCUAUCGUGAAAAAUUGAAUAAUGCUUUCUUGAUAUCCCAUAUGGUUAAUUAUGUCGAUGGAUCUCAAUUUAUGUAAGUGUUUAGGUGCAGAUUGACUCCACCAUCAAAUAGAUGAAGACGAUGAAAUGUAGGAUGUUCUUGCUGUGAAUGUACUUCCAGUAAUUUUCUCUAUCGUGAAAAAUUGAAUAAUGCUCUCUUGAUAUCCCAUAUGGUUAAUUAUGUCGAUGGAUCUCAAUUUAUGUAAGUGUUGAAUCUACAGAUUGAAGGACAGUUUAAAUCUUGCAAUAAGUAAGGCCCGAAACAGUCAUCCAGUAGUCAAUGCCCUUAUAAGUUUACAAACUUCAGGUACAUUCAGUGCAAGGGCCUUGGAGCUGUUUUAUCGUUGGACUUAACAGCCUUUUGUUCAAGGACUGUUGAACGAUUUUGUUCACUGACUUAAGGAAUAUUUAGUUCAUUGAAUUCAGCAGCAAUAGUUAGUUCAAAGAUGUCAUGAACUGUCAGUUUGCAACGUGGAAGAAAGCCAUUAUAUAUUGCUCCAACGCACCUCUCCAUAACACACAGAAGCAAUGGUAGGACAAGGUAUUGGUGGGUGUUGUUUAGCUUUACAUGUGUUUUGUACAGCAUUUCUAUUGAAAAAUAAUAUUCUCAUGGUUUGCCAACAUAGUGCAGAUACUAGAGACGAUAUCAUGCCUGAUCUAUUGUACAUUGUGUAUUGUGAAGAGGACAUCUCACCUGGGUGUCUUUUGAUACCAAAUCAAUACCAAAUCCAUGCUCGUCAGUAGAAGUUUGAAACACCGAGGCUUCUUGAUUCUCUAUUCAGGUUAAACGAGGAGUAUUUAUAACAGAAUAAGGUAUGUCAUCUUUUCUAGUACCCGGUAUAUGUAUUUUGAGUCAAUAAAUGUUUUAAACUCUGAGGCUUGCCAAGGAGUUUAAAACCUAUAUUGGCAAGUGUUGAUAUAUUUAACAUACAAAAGACAAGCGUGAGAUUCUAUUUAUCAUCCAAAAAUCAUUCUUCUAACCUUUGGUCUGCAAAGGUUUGUGAUGCAAUUUCAUUGUAGUGAUCACUUGAUCAGUCUGGUGGGGAACUGGUGCCUUUUGAUGAUUUGGGAUGUAUAUUUUUUAUUUUUUGUUUUGUUUUCAAGAAUUUUCAUGAUGAAAACAAGUUGUUUUCUGUUUGUGGAACAGAACUCCAAAACUGUUGACUAUUUCUGGAUGAAACUUGCUAAGCAGAUCAGUCUAGUGGGGAACUGGUGCCUUUCGAUGAUUUGGAUUUUUUAUAUGUAUAUGUUUUUUUUAUGUUUUGAUGACGACAAGAUGGACUUUACUGAAAAUGAGGGUAGUGCUCGUUUCCCGAGCAGAACUCCAAAACGUUGAAUAUUUCUAGGUGUAUCUUGCUAUACAGAUCAGUCUGGUGGUGAACUGGAGCCUUUUGAUAGUUUGGGAUUUUGAAAAAUACUGAACAGGAUUAUUUAUUUUUUUACUGAACUGAAGGUAUCCAAUGGCAAUGAACCUAAAGUAGGGUGUAAGUAGCACCGAAUUGCACCAGAACGAGGGAUAUGUCAUCUCCUGAUGACUUGUGUUUCUUGAUGAGAAUCCUCAACCUUUACCCAGAGCUCAAAUUGAGCAUUCUCGCUGGUAACUCUGAUUUACAACUGAUUCAGUAGAGAAUAGUUCACACAGUGUAGUAAUUGCCUCAGGUCCAUGGACCACAAUUAACUGGUUCAGUAGUUGGUUUGGGCAGCAAUCUUAGUGCUUUUAGCCAACAGACAGUGGCCACAAAGUGGUUCAAAUCUUUGCCAUAUCCAUGUACAAAUGUGCAUGCAUAACAUCCUUAAUCACAAAUGUAAGUAAACAUAGAUAUGUCUAUACCUGACGAGUUUGUUUAUUGGUUGAUACAAAGGAUCACAAACUGCUCUGCUGUUUUUGAUUUGGCAAGAAUCACCGUAUAGACUUGGUUCAGUACAUGUUAUCCUACCCUGAUGUAUUGCCAUACCAAGGGCCAAUGAAAGCUAUGUUUAGUAGGGCUGGGGUGGGUAACUCGGGUACUCGGGUCGGGUGGGUCCUGAGUAGGAUCCUGGGUACCCACAGGACU
This is a messenger RNA of Haliotis rufescens (red abalone), 4648 nucleotides long. Its product is annotated as histamine H2 receptor-like. The coding region runs from base 1439 to 2503 and encodes 354 amino acids. The record is from RefSeq and is a predicted model, not a curated record. Gene Ontology annotation, cellular component: dendrite; membrane. The transcript has a single exon. Gene Ontology annotation, molecular function: neurotransmitter receptor activity; G protein-coupled serotonin receptor activity. Gene Ontology annotation, biological process: chemical synaptic transmission; G protein-coupled receptor signaling pathway, coupled to cyclic nucleotide second messenger. NCBI's taxonomy places the organism in Eukaryota, Metazoa, Mollusca, Gastropoda, Lepetellida, Haliotidae.